Molecule: messenger RNA, 2678 nt
Organism: Ixodes scapularis (black-legged tick)
Lineage: Eukaryota; Metazoa; Arthropoda; Arachnida; Ixodida; Ixodidae
Exons: 4
Coding region: 1-2478 (825 amino acids)
Source: RefSeq, a predicted model, not a curated record
AUGCCGUCUAAAAGGGCCAAAUCUUGCUUUGUGCCGAACUGUAACAGCGGUUACCAGUCUUGCAAAGAGAAAGUGCCGCUGUUCCGUGCCCCGAAAGACGCCGAGCGCUUGGAGGACGAAGAGAGAAGCUCAACAGCGACGCAGCGGUCUGGUACAUCCCAGUUCUACAGCAACCUGCAUUUGCCAACCUCCUACUGGUCGAAGAUUGUAUUCGAAGAGGACCCGUCGUCGGUACACUACGCAUGGUGUGAACCAGGAAGCAACAGUCAUGUGAAGACUACAAAGUUGGUUACGUUCUGUUCCCUCAGUGGUGAGAAUACAGCGCGCUGCUGCGUGUACUUCCUCGCUGUGAAGAUCAUCGACAUCGAGGUGCACACCUCUGCUGAAGCUGAAGCUCAGCUAAUGAGUGCAGAAAACUCAGCCAUGUGCCCUGGAGCAACACUCAAGCCACUUGUGGGGAAAAACUAUGUGACCUUUGGCAACGAAUACUUUUCGAAGGACUGCACUGGCCGUCCACAGGAUGAGCAGCCGUGCUUACGUUGCAGGUACCUUAAAAAGCUUAUCCAAAACCAGAUGUCAAGGAAAAGGAAGAAGACGUCUAGCUCCACCAAGAAGCAAUCGAGAAGAAGACAUGCUCUGUUCAAGGCGAAAAAGAAGCUGCUAGUGGCAAGGAAGACGAUUGAACAGCUUCAAGCUCAAAAUGAUUCGCUGCCCUCAACAAUCAUCCAAGAGCGGUUGGCGGGCUUGCCACCAAAACAACGAGCUGCUGUCACUUGCUGUUUCGAUGCAGCUUCAAGGAAAUCACGUCAAGGGAUGAAGUACGACAAGUCUUGGAUCCUAGAAUGUAUCCUCAUGCGAAUGAGAAGCCCAAAACUCUAUGAACACAUCCGAAAGCAGAACAUUCUCGCGUUGCCUUCCAAAUCUUGCCUGCAGACCUAUAUACGUGGCUUUAAAAGUGGAUUUGGUUUCAAUACAAACGUGUUUUCUGCUUUGUCACAGAAAACAAAAGAAAUGGAUGAACUCGGUCUUCACGGAGGUAUUGUGUUUGACGAAAUGAAGUUGUCGGAGCAUGUGAGCGUCAAGUCAUCGGGAGCACUGGAAGGUUUCGUUGACCUCGGCUCAUUUACUCCUGGGGACCAGAAAACAACGACGUGCGACCAUGGCCUGGUCGUGAUGUUCCAGCCCUUUCAUGGCGACUGGACUCAAGUCCUUGGAACAUUCGCUUCUCGGAGCAAUGUGAAGGCAGGCACCCUCUCAAAGAUCCUUCUAGAGGCUAUCCUCCUCGCCGAGCAGGCUGGCCUUUUCGUCGACUUCGUUACCUGCGACGGAGCUUCCUGGAAUCGAAGUAUGUGGAAAUCCUUUGGCAUAAAAGCAUCCGCAAAGGAGAUCUGCUGCAAGGUGCAUCAUCCCGUCGACAGAAGGAGAAGUUUACACUUUCUUUCCGACUUCCCACAUCUUAUCAAAUGCUUCCGCAACACUGUAGUGUCAACUGGUGUGCGGACUCCUGAUGGUCAUGUCCGCAUCGAGCAAGUUGAGGAGGCGUGGAAAUGUGAUAAAGCAAACGUGAGACUUAAGGUUAUGCCCACCAUAACGAAAGCACACUUGCAUCCUAAUCCUUUCGAAAGGAUGAAGGUCAACCUGGCCUUCAAGCUUUUCAGUGAGGAGGUGCUCAAGGGCCUGUUUUUUUACAAGAAUAGGAUGGGAUUUAGAUCCAUCACACCAACAGAGAACUUUGUGAGACUGAUGGAGAGACUUGUGUUCGUUAUGACGGCUCGAAUCCCACCCAAAGCGUUGAAACCACAGAAGUCGCGUGCUGCAUUCUUAGCAGAUUUUCUCAUCUACCUUAAUGAGUGGGAAAUGUAUGCCAGCAAGCACAACGGUGGCUUCAUUAGUGCAAGCACAGCCUUGGGCCUGCGUGUGACGAUAAGCAGUACGCUUUCCCUUCUGGACUAUUUAACGUCUGUGCUGGGGUAUGACUACCUUCUCACUGCAAACUUAAGUCAGGACAAAAUGGAGAAUUUUUUUUCUCUCGUGAGACAAUCAUAUGGGUGCAAUGACCAUCCUACGCCAGAGCAGUUUUUGCUGAUCGUUAACUGCCUAAGUUUUUACAACUUGGCAAAGCCCCUAAAGUCAGGGAACUCUUCCCCAGAGCUGGUAACUGCCCUCCUUAAGUCCGCUGAGGCCCCAGGCCAAGGUGAGACCCACAUUUCAAGUCUUGUGGAUGAACUCCUAGAUGGCGGCAACUGGGAAGGUGCUGACACGAUAAUCACAGCCACAGGGCAUGACUCUCAGUGUCCUCCCAGCACUGCCCCAUCAAAAGAAACAGCAUCAAUAGGGAAGCACUCUAGCUUAGUGAGUGAAAGAAGUGACAGUAGGCUGAUCUAUUACAUUGCUGGUUAUGUUGCACGUAAAAUGAUAAAAAAAAAAUCCGUGCUCCGAGUGUGCUGCAGAACUCACUGUGCUCCCGCUGCAGGCUGAGCAAAAUCCUGACUCGUGCUUCACAAAAGCUUUUGACCAUGGUGGUCUUCUUUACCCUACUGAAGCCUUGUCAAACUUUGUGACUGCGUUGGAAAAUGCUUUCACUGUUUUUUUUCAGCCACAACGAGUUGCACUGUUCCAGUGUCGUAGAUUUUUUAUCUUUUUUACAGAACCUUUCAUUUGACCGCGUUGGCUGUGUC